GCGCGGUGGCCGCCCGGCACACCGGGAGGGGUGGCGGGUCGCGGUCCCUCGGGGCGUCGCGCCGGGAGGUGGCGCUGGUGUGGAGUGCCUCCCUUUGGCUGGGUGGAGGUAGCCCCUGUGACAGCGGCGGGUCCAGCUGCUCUGAUAACUCAAGGAAUGACUAUGUCCUCAAAACAGGUCCAAGGAUUUCAACCUUGUGAAGCACCCAAGGAGGUGGCACCCAUAAGAAACAGCGCGAAUCUUUCUCCUUUCCGUCAUAUAAACUGCUUGUCACCAACCCAAACUCUGGUGCACCCUGACUGUUUCCCUGGCUCUCAGAUGUGGAUAUUUGUGAAAUAACCUGCUGGAUGUCUGUGUUGCCAAAGCAAUGGCCUCUCAAGAAUUUACUGUGUUAUACACUCACCAAAAGAUGAAAAAAUCAAAAACGUGGCAAGAUGGAAUUCUGAGGGUUAAAACUGGCAGAAAUCAGGCUACCUUGUUUGAUGAUAAAGGACAAUGUCUGGAGAGUAUUUUUAUAAAAUCUCAGGUGACUCCUGGAGAUGAUUUGGAAAGUGAGCGAUAUUUAAUCACAGUUGAAGCAGCCAAAGUGAGUGAAAAGCCCUCUGAGGAGCAGCCAAAGCAGGCAGAAACUCCAGCAGUGGACAGAAAUGGUGUCAGACCUGCUCUUCUACCCCCAAGACAUCUGCCUGUUGGCUUGAAAAGGAAGUUUACGGGGUUCCGAGGGCCACGCCAAGUUGAGAAGAAGACACCAGCUGUGGAAGAUGAAGGAAAAGCAGCAGUGCUGCCUUCAUCUAAGGAGUGCCAAGGGAGUUUUCCAUCCCAGUUUUAUAGCAGCUCGCCGUUGUUUUCCACGGUUUGCAGGAAGGAUGCAGGAAGAAACCCCUCUGCAGGCUGUCAGGAAGAGGGGUGCAGGGACAAUGGCAGAGAACAAAUGUCUGUGUCCUCCCUGCUUUCAGCUCCCUUCAGUGGCAGCUGGGAGGGGACAGAGAAGCAGAACUGCCAUCAGUUGGCUGGGAAGCAGCAAUCUCCUCUCCUCACUGGACACACUGGUGCUGGGGCAGUGUCCCACCACAUCAGGAGCACAGCACAGAUCAUUGCUCUGCUCAACUCUAAACCAGCACAAGGACACAGGGAGCCAACAUCUGGAGCCACAAGCUGCCUUUCCAGGGUUCAGGCAACACAAAAUGCAGGUUCAUGUGACAAAAAAAGCCCUGCCCUACCUGCCCUUUUAGGUCACCAUGGUAAAGGACUGGUUCCAGAUACUCAGCACCUGCCUUUUGUGCAGGGAAAUGUAAAUGAUGAAAAGGACUGGAAUGUUCUAGCACUUCCAAAUUCAGCUGAACAGCCUUGUGGUGAAGAAGUCACAGGACACAGACAAGACAAAAAGCCCAACUGUGUGGACAAUUUCUUACAGAAGACAGGGGCAUAUAUUGUACCAACAGCAGCAGCCCAAAGGGACCCUGGGCCAUCUGACUGGAAACCAAAGUCUCCAGGUUCCAGGAGCCUUCUUAAGGAUGAUGUUGACAUUAUCAAAGAAGGGAAUUUUCAGAUUAAUCCUGAUGUUAUUGAAGAGCCAGGAAUAAAUCAGUCCUCCCUGGCAUUGGAUGUGCAUCCUGAAGUGCCACCCUGGACAGUGUCACACCCACCCUCUGACCUGAGACAAGCACAGUGGCCUGCCUGGGGGCCUGGCAAGGUUUCACCAGAGCUGACUUCCCCACUUGAUCCAGACUCUACAACUUUUUUACCUUGGGGAAAUGAGGAGCCUGUUGGAGACAUCCAGGAGCCCCUGGCACAAGGGACCUUACCAAGUGAACCACAACUCCCAGAUUUCCUUUUCACCCAGGAGAAAUCCAGCCAUCCACAGGAAUGCAGCCUGCCAGCCCUGAAGCCCAUGAUGAAAACACGAGCUCCCUUUGUCACUGUUCCUGCCACCCACGAGAUUCCUGCCGUGUUUUCCCCCACUGAGAGUGAGGAGCUCCAGCAGUCUUUGGGCUCUCCAAGAGGCCAUUUGUGCAGCCAGUCAGUGGCAUUUCCUAGGAGUGCUCUGGGCCCCCAGGACAGGAAUGAUGACACCUCUGUGUUUGGGGACUACACGGAAGAUGGACAAAGGGGAGCUGUGCCACCGGUGCUCCCUAAUGUGACUGCCCGAGCCAGACAAAGCAAGUGGCUGAAGUAUCAAAGCAGCGCUCAGAGCGAUUUGAUCCCUGAAAACAGCGCUGAAGGGGAUGAGCAGGAUGACAUCUGUGCCCGGAGCGUCCUGGGAAUGCCGCCGGGUGACCCAGCAGAGGGCAGAGCCACCGAUCCGAGUGCUCCCAGCCCUGGACCGCCGCUGCCAGCCGGGAGCUGGCCCGGGGAGCGCUCCGGGGCUGCAAAGAGCAGCCAGGCAGAUCCGGUUUCACAGGAGAACCUGCUCCCCCUGCACUUAAGGCAGGCUCCUUUGGCUGCGGCCACACAAAAGGUGUUGAGUCACCUGAGCUGCCACGGCGGAACGGGAGAGGGCCAGGACAUAACAAUUUCUGAGUUGUCUUUUCCUCCUGUGGACAAAGUGAAACACGCCAGUCUUCCUAAAAGAAAGAUUUCCAUCCCUGCUGUGUUUCAGUCUCACACUCACUACAAACAGGUUUUUAAAGCUGCUCUGACAGAGCAAUUGAACAUAAUGCUGUUUGAGUUGGCACAGAGGCUGCACAAUGCCCUCUCCAAGGUGGAUAUAUCAUUUUACACUGCAGUGAAAGAUGGGCAAAGCCAGAGCCAAGGAAGCUGUGCCCCACUCUGCAACCACAUGCGCCCUGCUAAGCUGGUGAUGGUCAAAAAAGAAGGUCAAAACAAGGGUCGUUUAUUCUAUGCCUGUGAUGCCCCAAAAGCUGAGCAGUGCUCCUUUUUCAAGUGGAUUGAAGAUGUCAACCCCACACAGACAAAAUCCAGACCCAGCGCAGUGCUCCACGACACAAAAAGUAUUGGGACAUACCUCAGGAGUCAAAAGAUUGCUGUCUAUGAGGAAUGCCAGCUUUUGGUGAGGAAAGCCUUUGAAAUUCCAACACAGCGGUACAGUAAGUUCAAGAAAUUUAUGAAUACACCUGCCAGCUGUGAUGGUGACUCCAAAUCCAAAUUAUACCUGAAGCUAAGCAGAAAGGAGCAUUCUUCUCUCUACAGCAAAGAUGACAUCUGGGUUGUUUCCAAGACUCUGACCUUCGAUCCCAUUGAUACUUUCAUUGCAAGCAGUGCUUUCUUUGGACCAUCCUCCAACAAUGAAAUAGAAUUGCUACCACUGAAAGGCUACAGUCCCUCCAACUGGAGAUCCAACAUGUGUGUUCAUGCCUUGCUGGUUUGUAAUGCCAGUGGUGAGCUGGCCUCCUUAAGGAACAUGGAGGAGCACUUCAAUCCAUCCACGUUACCACUGAUCCCAUAUCUCCUGAAAAUGAAUUUUAAUUCUGAAAAUACUACAAAAAGAGUGAACAAAAGGAAAUUCACUCCACCUGCCAUGACUGUGAAGUGCCCCACGAUGUCUGGCCCUGUGAGCUCUGAAGUGGCAAUGGGAGUGGCUGAAGAGAUGAUCCAGAGGUUCUCCCUGAACCCAGACCAAGCAGCAUCGCUGAUUCACGUGGCUCAGAUGGUGACCUGUGAGAAGCCCAAAGCAGGGGAGGAACACCAGAGCUUCCCCAUCACAAUCAUUCGUGGUGUUUUUGGAGCUGGCAAGAGCUACUUGCUGUCUGUGGUGAUCUUGUUCCUCGUGCAGCUCUUUGAAAGCAGUGAAGCUACAGAGGGUCCGAGGGCAACUCCUUGGAAACUCCUCAUUGCUUCUUCCACCAACGUUGCUGUGGACAGGAUACUGCUGGGUCUGCUCGAUCUUGGAUUUGAGGAUUUUAUACGAGUGGGAAGUGUAAGGAAAAUCACGAAAGCAAUUCUUCCCCAUAGUUUACAUGCAGGCUCAGGAAAUGAAAACGAGCAGCUGAAAGAGCUGCUUGCUCUCUUGAAAGAAGAUUUGACUCCAGCUGAGAAAAUGUAUGUCAGGAAGAGCAUUGAGCAGCAUAAACUGGGGACCAACAAAACUAUUCUGCAACAGGUGAAAGUGGUUGGAGCGACGUGUGCUGCCUGCCCCUUCCCCUGCCUGAAGGCGCUCAGGUUUCCCGUGGUGGUGCUGGAUGAGUGCAGCCAGAUGACUGAGCCUGCCUCCCUGCUCCCCAUCGCCAGGUUUCAGUGUGAAAAGCUUGUCCUUGUUGGAGACCCCAAGCAGCUGCCACCAACUAUUCAAGGGUCUGAGAGUGUUCAUGAGCAGGGAUUGGAGCAGACUCUCUUUGACCGGCUCUGCAUAAUGGGACAUGCCCCCAUCCUCCUCCGGACGCAGUACCGCUGUCACCCUGCCCUGAGUGCCAUUGCCAACGAGCUGUUCUACAGUGGGCACCUCAUGGAUGGCACUUCUGAGCAGGACAGGGCUCCUCUGCUGCCAUGGCUGCCAACACUCUGCUUUUACAGCGUCCAUGGCAUGGAGCAGAUGGAAAGAGACAACAGCUUUUACAAUAUGGCAGAAGCUCAUUUUACAGUCAAGCUCAUCCAGUCUCUGAUUGCAAGUGGAAUAGAAGGAGCUGAUAUUGGCGUGAUUACCCUUUAUAAAUCACAAAUGUAUAAGAUCCAGAAUUUGCUCAGUGGGGUUCACUCCGAGGCUUUUGAAGUCAAGCCCGUGCAGGUGUCCACGGUGGAUGCGUUCCAGGGUGCUGAGAGGGAAAUCAUUGUGCUGUCCUGUGUCAGGACCAGGCACUUAGGGUUCAUAGACUCGGAGAGGAGGAUGAACGUGGCACUAACGAGGGCCAGGAGGCACCUGCUGAUUGUGGGGAGUCUGCCCUGUCUGAGCAGGAACAGGCUGUGGGGGAGAGUAAUUCACCACUGCAGAGGAUGGGAAAAUGGCUUGCAACAUGCAAACCAGUGUGAGCAGCAGCUAAAUGACAUUCUCAAGUGUUACUUGGAGAACUGGGAGGAAGAAGAACAGCGCAAGAAAAAGGAUAAUAAGCAAAAAUAAAAUAUUUAUUGAUUUUAUGAACAAAAUAUCCACUGCUUGUCUAUAGCAAUAGCUCUGCUAAUUUGUAACCUAGUAUUUAUUUAAUGUGGGGUAUUUUUGUUUGGACCUCAGUGCACUGAUACUUCUGUUUGACCUUGUGGUCAUAAGACUAAAAAUUAUUAAAGUGAUUCUAUUCUGUUGACAA
Molecule: messenger RNA, 5195 nt
Organism: Haemorhous mexicanus (house finch)
Lineage: Eukaryota; Metazoa; Chordata; Aves; Passeriformes; Fringillidae
Gene: ZGRF1
Product: zinc finger GRF-type containing 1
Exons: 27
Coding region: 368-5011 (1547 amino acids)
Biological process (GO): double-strand break repair
Cellular component (GO): nucleus; site of double-strand break
Molecular function (GO): zinc ion binding; helicase activity
Source: RefSeq, a predicted model, not a curated record